GCUAAGAUUUGAUCCUUAAACGAACCAAGACAAGGUUGGUUGGUUUCUGUUCUAUGAGCAAUGGAAGCUUCGCUUCUUCUUCCCUCUCACUCAGUCACUGGAUUCAGGGCUAGCAAAGAGCUUCCGCAUGUGCUGUCACUGCGUGAGUUGAAAAGCAUAAUAUGCUUCUCAGUUUGUAAUCAGAAGCAAAGUUACAAUCGAAAGUUUUACAUUCUACCCAUUAGGACUGUUUCUGGGUUCUGCACUUCAAGAUCCUCAGUUAGGUCAUUGGAAUUCAGUGGGACAGGCCCACAUAGUGAUGCUCAUUCUGGUUUUUCAGCUCCAAAUGACAAUCAGAGAUAUAGCAAUUUUGAGAAAGAGUUGGAAGAAUUAUUUGUUGAAGUGAAAAGAAUGAUUAAAACGGGAAAGAAAAAUGAUGCUAUAGACCUGCUUAAUGCAAAUUAUGAAGUGGUGAAAGAGCAGAUGAAUGCAGGCACUAAAGGCAUAGAAGAAGCUGCAAUGUUAGACAUCCUAGCAUUGGGCUACAUGGCUGUUGGAGACUUAAAAUUUGUUGGUUCUCUGUUGAAUUUGAUGAAAGAAGUUGUUGACAACUUAAAGGAUGAUGCACCACAUAUAGAUUCAAUACUUGUGCAUAUGGGCAGUCUGUUUGUGAAGUUAAGCGAGUUUGAAAAAUCAUUGAACGCGUAUCAAAGGGCUGUGUACAUUAUGGAGAAGACCUAUGGUAAGGAUAGCACUAUGCUUGUGACACCCCGUUUGGGUAUGGCAAAAGCUCUUGGUUCCGUUGGAAAAGCAACAAAAGCAAUAGAGAUAUACCAGCAUGUUAUUAGUCUCUUGGAAUCAAGUAGAGGUGCUGAAAGUAAGGACUUGGUUAUACCUUUACUUAGUCUUGGCAACCUUUUACUGAAAGAAGGGAAAGCCAAUGACGCAGAAAGCCACUUUACUAGGGUUCUAAACAUAUACACAAAAGUAUAUGGACAAAAGGAUGGAAGAAUAGGAAUGGCUAUGAGUUCCCUAGCCCAAGUGAAGUGUGCUCUAGGGAAGUCAGAUGAAGCAGUUAAUUUGUUGAAAGGUGCUCUUAAGGUCAUGAAGGAAUCAAAUUACAUGUCACCGGAUGACAGUAUUAUGGAAAAGAUGAGGGUAGAUCUAGCUGAGUUACUCCAUGCUGCUGGGAGAGGACAAGAAGGUAGAGAGGUGUUAGAGGAGUGCUUAUUAAUCACUGAGAGGUCCAAUGGAAAGGAUCACCCGAACUUAGCGGUACACAUGAUAAAUCUUGCAACUUCAUAUUCACGGUCGAAGAAUUAUGCAGAGGCUGAACACUUGCUGAGAAGAAGUUUGCAGAUCAUGGUAAAGCAUAAGGGAACUGAUGACCAAUCCAUUAGCUUUCCUAUGUUGCAACUUGCCGUUACACUAUACCAUUUGAAAAACGACGAAGAAGCAGAGAAACUUGCCCUGGAGGUUUUGCGCAUCCGCGAGAAGGCAUUUGGGGAUUAUUCUCUUCCCGUUGGGGAGGCUUUGGAUUGUUUGGUGUCUAUUCAAACCAGACUGGGUAAGGAUGAAAAUGAGUUACUUGAUGCUCUUAGAAGGAUCUUAAAUAUCCAAGAGAAGGAAUUUGGAUAUGAAAGUGAAGAGGUUUUGGUUACACUACAAAAAAUUGUAUACUACUUGGAUAAGCUAGGGAGAAAAAAUGAAAAGCUACCUUUAGAGAGAAGGUUAUCUGUGCUUAGGAAGAAGUUUAAGAUGAUGGUUCCUCAUAGUGGGAAAUAACAAUAUGAUUUAUUAUGUUUGUAAUUUAUCUUUAAUGCUUGAAGCGUUUCUCCAAAUGUUUCCAUGUGCA
Lotus japonicus is the source of this 1834-nucleotide messenger RNA. RefSeq lists its product as uncharacterized. Gene Ontology annotation, biological process: chloroplast organization. The transcript has 9 exons. Gene Ontology annotation, molecular function: protein binding. Bases 61 to 1764 code for a protein of 567 amino acids. The record is from RefSeq and is a predicted model, not a curated record. Gene Ontology annotation, cellular component: chloroplast. NCBI's taxonomy places the organism in Eukaryota, Viridiplantae, Streptophyta, Magnoliopsida, Fabales, Fabaceae.